Molecule: messenger RNA, 888 nt
Organism: Eurypyga helias (sunbittern)
Lineage: Eukaryota; Metazoa; Chordata; Aves; Eurypygiformes; Eurypygidae
Product: cell surface glycoprotein CD200 receptor 2-like
Exons: 5
Coding region: 1-888 (295 amino acids)
Biological process (GO): regulation of neuroinflammatory response
Cellular component (GO): external side of plasma membrane
Molecular function (GO): signaling receptor activity
Source: RefSeq, a predicted model, not a curated record
AUGGCUCAGACACCGGCAGUUCCGGCUGCGCUCCUUUUCUUCCUGAUCAGUCUGGUUGAAGGGCACGCUUACAAUGUGGUGAGCGUGGAGACUGGACAGGAGGCUGUGUUGAGGUGCCCUUACGCCUCCAAGAUUUCUUUGCUAAUGGUGACUUGGAAGAUGAAAUGCAGCACUUGCUGCUUGUUUGCCUAUAGGAGUGAUCUCAAUGAGACAAGCAGGUUAAACUGCAGUGAGAGGACGACGUGGAAAUAUUCACCUGACACUGACCCUGCUCUUCGAAUUCACCCUGUGAACCUUGGUGAUGAGGGGAAUUACACCUGUGAAGUCACCAGCAGUGAAGGGAAUUUUCUUUUUUCCUCUUCUCUGACUGUGAUAGUCCCUCCUACAGUGACUCUGACCAGUGACAAGAGCAGGGUGGCUGUCUGUCAAGCAGCUGCUGGAAAGCCAGCUGCUGCUAUCUCCUGGAUCCCUGCAAGUAAUCACAGCACCGAGGAAGAAGUCCAUCACCCCAGCGGAACAGUGACCAGAGUGAGCUACAUAGGCUGGGUCAACAGCACGCUUCGCAGUGUCACCUGCCUGGUUACCCACCCAGCUGCAAACCAGACUCUGUCCCUAGACCUGCCAUGCCCCUCCUCCAGGCUUCCCUAUUUCCUGAUAGGAGGAUGUGCAAGUGUUGUUGCUGUCAGUGGUGUGACUUUAUGCUUGAUUUUCAAGUGCAGAGGUAAGUCAUUUGAUGAGCCUGAAAUGUAUUGCAAUUCCUUUUCCGACUAUGUGCAGACUAAGGACUUCAGGUCCAUGCCAUCAUUGGAGAGAACAGAUGUGGUUGAGCCUCCUGUCUUAUCAGAGUCUAUCUAUCAGAAUUACAAUCGAAGAAUGACAUAUAUAUAG